CAUGUUUUUUUACUUCUGUCUGCCAGAGACCGUCGUUCUCUACUGAAUAUGUAACUGAAGGCUGAAGCCACAGAAAAUAAAUAAAUAUAUUUAAUCAUCCAUGGUAAAGCUCAGUCAUCAGUGUCACAGUGUGCCGAAAAUGGCGACGAAUUUUGCCGAAGGGACCGAUGAAGAAAUGUAUAAUUUUAAAGACAGAAUUUCAAGGCAACACCAGACAGUGAGGGUGCAUGCCAACAGUCACAAGUUCUAGCAGGACAGGCCUCACAAGUAAGUCGGCUUCUAAGUAAGAAAAUGAACAACAUACAAUUGUGCCAUGGUGGCUAAAAACCCAUAUAGGAUAAUGGAGAUGGACUACAGGAGGAGGGAUCUACUGCAAAGCAUUCUCAACAGCUAAUGUUUCAGAUGAGGACCCAGGCUGGCGCCUUACGACGACACUCACCAUGACAAUCAAUGCAACCGGCGCCUUCAUGAACACACUUCUCAUCAUUGCGAUAGUCCUCGAUCCUUUGAAAUUGCUUCGCAAGGGAGCUUGGAUAACCAUUCUGAACUUAGCAUUAGCCGAUUUUAUUUCAAGUGUUUCAAAUUUUCUGGAUGUCGGAUUCAACACACUUACGUUUCGUGUUUCCGGUUUGGAGCAUGUUAAAAUCAUCCGUUUCGUGUUGAUAUUUGGCAUAAGCGCGUCGUUCAUGCUUCUGACCGUUUUAACAAUUGAAACGUACAUCGUAACAAAGUUUCCUAUUCGGAGCCGGCUUAUGCUAACUGUAAAAAGAUCAGUUUUAUUUUGCCUAACAGCCUGGGUACUAGCGUUACCAUUCGGUCUCAGCAACAUCGCGUAUCGUUUCACUACGGAUUUGAAAACCGUUAUGAAAGUUUACAUCGGCCAGAUAGCGGCGUUGGAAUUGGUUGUAGUUGUCCAGGUUAUCAUAAAGUUUCUCAUAAUUGGCGAGAUCAUGAAAAGCAGGGAAAAUACUCAGCAACAACAGAGUAAUAUCAAGCAUAAAGAAGUUGCAAAAACCAUAGUUAUUCUUAACGCGAUACUCAUCGUGACUGCCCUGCCCUUUUUCGUCUCGAAACAGCUGGAGUUCCUUUGGAAGGUGGGUCUCGUUGGUGGAGAUCGCUUGGUUUGGACGUUUUCAAAUUAUUACGAGCCCAUAGCCGCGAUAAACUAUCUUGCCAAUCCUAUUUUAUAUGCUUUGCGUUGGCCCGACUACAGACGAACGCUCUUUGCUCCGUUUGCAAAGUUCAAAAGAAAAGGCGUAUUUUGCUUCUGGGUCCCUUCCAGAUUGACUCAGAGGGAACCCACAAUUAACGCUGACGAUGAAUCGUCGCCGCAUCCUGAAUCACCGAAUGUCACGACCAAGUUUUAACCGAGAAUUCCUCUGCCGAUAUACCCACAGCCUUAACAAAAAAUAACGCGCGCAUAUUCAGUCAGAGUUUCAUCUGCGAAGCACGCAGCGGUACUUAAGCCGGUAUUCCAUUACACUAGCGAUAUUCUUCGCGCGAAGCGACUUUAUUCCUUUUUAUUAUAUGGCACGCGGUCUCGUGA
Molecule: messenger RNA, 1546 nt
Organism: Dendronephthya gigantea
Lineage: Eukaryota; Metazoa; Cnidaria; Anthozoa; Malacalcyonacea; Nephtheidae
Product: lysophosphatidic acid receptor 4-like
Exons: 3
Coding region: 441-1367 (308 amino acids)
Biological process (GO): G protein-coupled receptor signaling pathway
Cellular component (GO): membrane
Molecular function (GO): G protein-coupled receptor activity
Source: RefSeq, a predicted model, not a curated record